This is a messenger RNA of Selaginella moellendorffii, 1929 nucleotides long. Its product is annotated as pentatricopeptide repeat-containing protein At3g53360, mitochondrial-like. Gene Ontology annotation, biological process: RNA modification. Gene Ontology annotation, molecular function: RNA binding; protein binding. The coding region runs from base 1 to 1929 and encodes 642 amino acids. The transcript has 2 exons. Lineage: Eukaryota; Viridiplantae; Streptophyta; Lycopodiopsida; Selaginellales; Selaginellaceae. The record is from RefSeq and is a predicted model, not a curated record.
AUGGAGGAAGCCCGGCAGGUUUUCGACGGGAUGAAAUCCAGGAAUGUGGUGUCGUGGACGGCUUUGAUCCUCGGCUAUGUGGAGAAUGGAAGAAGUGAGACUGGCUUGGAGCUGUUCGAAAGGAUGGAGAGGGAAGGGUGUAGAGCCGAUGCUCGGACUUUCGUGGCCGGGAUCAUGGCCUGUGGGAAUCUGGCAGCCAAGGAAGGUGGUCAGGGGAAUUCGUUAAGCGAUGGAAGAGUUCUAGCAGGCAAAGAAGAUGCUUCUUCUGGAAGAGUUCUAGCAGGCAGAGAAGAAGGUUCUCCUGGAAAAGUUCUAGCAGCCAGAGAAGAUGGUUCUUCACGGGAAAAGUCUUGGCGGGAUGAGAAAGAUGUGAAGAAGAGGAUCAAGUUACAAGCUCUGGAAAGAGGGAGAGAGAUGCAUCGACGAGCUGCCGAGGCUGGCUGCGAGAUGAACUUGUUCGUGGCGAAUACUCUGGUGGACAUGUACUCGCGGUGUGGGAGCCUGGUCAAUGCUCGAGCAGUGUUUGAGAGGAUGCCGUGUCACAGCUUGGUCUCGUGGACGGCACUUAUCCAGGGUUGUGUGGAGAAUGGAGAAGAAGAGAGAGCGCUGGAGCUCUUUUCACGAAUGCAAGAGUCGCGAGGAGGGUCUUUGCCGGAUGCUCAAACGUUUGUGGCCGUUCUCGUGGCGUGUUCUGCUCUGGCAACGAAAGAGAAAGACAUAUCCACCAGCAGCAGCAGCAGCAAAGAGAGGAAAGCUUUUUUGAAAGAGAAGGCGCUGGAAACAGGACUGGUGCUUCAUUCCGAGGCCGAGAAAGCUGGGGUCACCUCCAACAUCUUUGUGGCAAACAAGCUUGUGGAUAUGUACUCCAAGUGUGGUGCGAGAAGAGCUUUUGACAGGAUGGCUUUCCACGACGUUGUGACUUGGACGUCUCUCAUCCUGGGAUAUGUAGAAAGCGGAGAAGCAGCAUUGGGACUGGAACUCUUUGAUCUCUUGGUGACAUCUCAGCAGAUUUUUCGAGAUCCUCGGUUCUUCGUGGCCUGUGCUAGUUUGGUGGAGACGAGCAAGGCUGACUGCCUGGAAAGACUGGCUUUUAUUCACUCUCAAGCUGGGAAGAGCGGGUGUGACUCGGACAUGUUCGUGGCCAGCACUCUGGUGGAUUUUUCUGGGAUAUGUGGAGCGAGGCCAGGGGGACAUGGCUCUGAUGCUUUUCUCGGUGAAGGUUGCGUUCCAGACGCUCGGACUUACGUCGCUGCCUUCAUGGCUUGUGCGAGCCUGGCCGAGCAUAAAGAAGUGUCACUAGAUGGAAGAAAGGUCGAGGCUCUCCAGGAAGGAAAGCGUCUCCACUCGGAGGCUGUGAAGUGUGGCUUUCUCUCGGACAAGGUGGUGGCAAAUUCCCUGGUAGACAUGUACGCGCGCUGCGGAAGUAUGGUGGAAGCUCGAAAAGUUUUCGACGAGAUGCCGAGUCGAGACGUGGUUUCGUGGAAUUCACUGCUGCUAGGAUAUGUUGUUAACGGGGAGAGUGAAGUGAGUUUGGAGCUGUUCGAGGAAAUGCAACGCAAAGGCUGCGAUCCGGACGCUCGGACUUUCGUUGCUGUUUUCAAGGCCUGCGGCAACCUGACAUCCGAGAAGGAGGAGUCGAAGGCUGAGUGGCUCAAGCGAGGCAGUGCAUUCCAUCUUCAAGCUUCUCAGUGCGAGCUGGAUUCUCACAUCUUCGUGGCCAAUAGUUUGAUCGACAUGUAUGCCAAGUGUGGAAGCUUGGCCGACGCUCGAGCAGUCUUCGACCAAAUGCCGCUCCACGACUUGGUAUCCUGGAGCACUGCUCUCCGGCUACGCAGACAGUGGAGAGAGCGAGAAAGCUCUCGAAGUCUACAAGCUCAUGCGCAAAGAGGAGAGCUCCUCGUGCCGGCCAGAUGCUCGAACUUUCGUUGA